AUGUGCUCGCUGAGGAUGGCCGAAUCAAGGGCCCAGGUUGUGGUCGAUCUCCGUAAGGAGAAUUAUGGACACAUAACGGAUCUCGUAAAGCUGGAGAAGGGCACGAUGGUCGUCGCAUUCAGCGGAAUUCCGGGCAUAAUGGUGAGUCUAGUUUUUUAUUAUUUUACUAUUUUUUUGCGGCGACGUUUAUUGCGCGAAAAUAAAAGCUUACUUAAUUUCCCCUAAUUUCUGGCACUGCAAUGUUUUGCUUUUUUCACCGUGCAAAUGGCGUUUUCUGCACAACGCGGAGUUUGCGCGUUCCGAGAUUUUUUGAUUAAAAGUGGUCGAAAAAGUUUAAUUUUUUGUUAGUUUUGGCCUAGAAAUUUUAAGCUGCGUUGCUAUUGCAGUGUACAAUUUUUACACAAAAACAAAAACUUUCCAUGCGGAAAGGAAAAAGUUAUGAACAGAAUCCGUUUUCCGUCUGACCGAUUCUCCGCAUUUCGCGUGCUCUCUCGCAAAAACGUUUGGCGAAUAUCUCAGCUGCGACUGGAAAGCGCGAGCUAAGACUUUUGGGGAUGGUUUUGUGUCUAGUUGAGGACAUGUAUGCAAAAUUGUGGGCAAAUCCGAAAAACAUUUUUUUAUGUGUUGCUUAUUUUAGGCGUCUGACAUUAUCUCGGCUACGGGAAGUCCAGAGCACAUUUCCCCUGUGGAAACAUUGGAGGAGUUUGAUAGGUUAACACCACUAUUUGGACAAAUCAGAAUCAAGGCUCAAAGACGAGAGCAUCUCCUGUUCCCAGUUCCUACCAGAAACUUCAUCAGAACAUUGGAUGAGUCAGAAGCUGAGGCUUACGUAAGUUUUGUUAAAAUUAGUAACCUGUUCUGCCUUGAACUGGUCAAACAGGAAGAAUUUCCGCCGAGCUGCGCCCGGACCUUAAUUUGGCAGAUGCCAAUUCCUAGGGCCAAUGCGCUAUCUGAAAGUUUGCUGAAAAUCAUAGGGCGCAGCUCGGAGAAUUUGCACGGGCGCAGCUCGCGUUUUGGGUGCAGCUCGAAAACAAGCCGAAACUUAACUCCGGCGAGCUGCGAAACGUUGUUUUCCGAGCUGGCCCCGAGAUGCGAGCUGCGCCCGUGCCAGUUUUCCGAGCUGCGCCCUACCAUUUUCAGCUAACUUUCAGCAAACUUUCAGAUAGCGCAUUGGCCCCUACUUGAAAGUCAAUGCUCGGGCGCAGCUGGGGAAAACAUUUGUGUAGUCAAUUUUUUAUUAAUUUUUUUAAAAAUGUGGGUCAGAUGAAAUUUAUUUUUAGUGCGGCGAACUCAAAGAGAAACUGAACAAGUUGGCUCACGAGGUCACAGUCUUGCCACUUCAGGUUGCCUUAGAGAAGAAAGACGCCGCCAUCGCUUUCCUGGUAAACCAGAAGGAAAGAAAUGAGGUAAGCCACAAUUCACCUAGGGAGUCAUUAUAAAUCGUAUGUAGAGCAUGACAAAAAGCAUUGGGACUAUUUUCGGGUGAUUUUAAACAACCGCCUUGACCUUUUUCACGUUCUAGAUCAUUGAAAAAAUAAGAUUAUUUAGUCUUUCCGAAGGGUGAUCUAUCUUCUUAAAAUCAAUAAAUUGGGGUCUUAAAAAAAAUUAUUUUUUUUGACAUGACUAAAUUUUAUUUAUUUCAGGAAAAAUGCCCAUGCGCGCGUCCUUCCGCUUCCACUACUUGA
Messenger RNA from Bursaphelenchus xylophilus (pine wood nematode), 1685 nucleotides. NCBI's taxonomy places the organism in Eukaryota, Metazoa, Nematoda, Chromadorea, Rhabditida, Aphelenchoididae. The record is from the annotation of a GenBank genome assembly.